GAGAAAAUGGGGAGAGGAAAGAUUGUGAUAAAAAGGAUUGACAACUCGACGAGCAGGCAAGUGACUUUCUGCAAGAGAAGAAAUGGGUUGUUCAAGAAAGCCCGGGAGCUCUCCAUCCUUUGCGAAGCAGAAGUUGGACUUGUUGUCUUCUCCAGCACCGGCAGGCUCUAUGAUUUUGCCAGCUCUAGCAUGAAAUCUGUUAUCGAACGGUACAAGCAGGUAAAAGAGGAUCAUCAUCAGCUGCUGAAUCCUGCUUCAGAAGUCAAGUUGUGGCAAAGGGAGGCAGGAAGCUUGAGGCAACAACUACAGUACGUGCAAGAACUCAACAGACAACUAAUGGGCCAAGAACUUUUUGGUUUGAGUGUCAAAGAUCUACAAAAUUUGGAAAACACACUGGAAAUGAGUUUGAAGGGUAUCCGUAUGAGAAAGGAACAAAUUUUCACCGAAGAAAUAAAAGAAUUAAACCAAAAGGGAAACCUUGUCCAUCAAGAAAAUCUUGAACUGAAUAAGAAGGUAGACCUCUUUCACAAAGAAAAGGCACUGUGGCAAACGAAGGUUAAUGGAGAAAGAGAAGUAAAUGAAGCAAACAAAAGCUCACAUCCUAAGCACACUCUCAGCAAUGGUUAUGACAUUCAUGGAGCCAUCCAUCUUGAGAUAAGCCUGCCUCGGCCUCAAAACAAUGAAGCAUAG
Corylus avellana is the source of this 690-nucleotide messenger RNA. Its product is annotated as MADS-box transcription factor 23-like. Gene Ontology annotation, biological process: positive regulation of transcription by RNA polymerase II. Gene Ontology annotation, cellular component: nucleus. Gene Ontology annotation, molecular function: DNA-binding transcription factor activity; protein dimerization activity; RNA polymerase II transcription regulatory region sequence-specific DNA binding. Lineage: Eukaryota; Viridiplantae; Streptophyta; Magnoliopsida; Fagales; Betulaceae. The record is from RefSeq and is a predicted model, not a curated record.